GCGCUCGUUGAGGGUCGCACGCCAGUGAAGCCCCGCCCCAGCCGACGCCAGCCAGGAGGACGCCGGGCCGGGAUCCUAACCUCGGACCGCGGCAGCCGCCAUCUCGCGUCCUGGCAGCAGCGGUUUGCGCCUGCCGGGAGCGGAGCCUUAGGGAACCCGCCGAGCUGCUGCCCGGACCCAAGAUGGCGGCUCGGUCGGGCACGACGAGUGACGCGGGUGUGAGGAGGAGCGCGACCAUGGCGGCGACCGGCCGGCGGCGUCAGGAGGACGCUGUUGAGGAAGAAGAGGAGCAGUUGGUGCUGGUGGAAUUGUCAGGAAUUAUGGACUCGGACUUUCUCUCCAAGUGUGAAAAUAAAUGCAAGAUUUUGGGGAUUGAUACCGAGAGGCCCAUCCUGCAGGUGGACCGCUAUGUCUUUGCUGGGGAGUAUGAAGACACUCUUGGGACCUGUGUUAUAUUUGAAGAAAAUGUGGAAAAUGUGGAUGCAGAUGGCAGUAGCAGAACAGUGCUGAAGUAUAAAUGCCACACAAUGAAGAAGCUCAGCAUGACAAGAACUCUGCUGACAGAAAAGAAGGAAGGAGAAGAAGAAAAUAUAGGCGGCGUGGAAUGGCUGCAAAUCAAGGACAAUGAUUUCUCCUUCAGACCCAACAUGAUCUGUAGCUUCCUGCACGAGCAUGAAGAGGAAGAAGCAAUAGCUGCAGCCUCAGAUAAACCUCCGGAGCUAGAAGAGCAGGAGGUGCAAAUGAAAGACAGUUCAGAGCUGAUUGCCGAACAGGAGAAGCUGCAGGGCCUGGCAGGGCAGAAUUCUGGUCCUUCUGCUGACACCCAUUCUUCCCAGAAAAAAGAUUCUGGUUUUAUGGAAACUCAAGAUGCUGCCUUAGAAACCACCCCUAGGUGAAAUGUUUCUCCUGACUGGUCAUGAACUU
This is a messenger RNA of Ochotona princeps (American pika), 924 nucleotides long. RefSeq names its product general transcription factor IIIC subunit 6 (gene GTF3C6). Gene Ontology annotation, cellular component: transcription factor TFIIIC complex. Lineage: Eukaryota; Metazoa; Chordata; Mammalia; Lagomorpha; Ochotonidae. The coding region runs from base 183 to 896 and encodes 237 amino acids. Gene Ontology annotation, biological process: transcription by RNA polymerase III. The record is from RefSeq and is a predicted model, not a curated record. The transcript has 6 exons.